Ipomoea nil (Japanese morning glory) is the source of this 1228-nucleotide messenger RNA. RefSeq lists its product as uncharacterized. The record is from RefSeq and is a predicted model, not a curated record. The transcript is spliced from 2 exons. Lineage: Eukaryota; Viridiplantae; Streptophyta; Magnoliopsida; Solanales; Convolvulaceae. Bases 115 to 927 code for a protein of 270 amino acids.
UGGGACAGUGACAGACAGGAUGCGGAAAAUAUCCAGUUGCUUUCCCGGUUCAUAAAAUAAAAAUCAAGAUUUUCUUGCUCAUUCUCAACACAAGUGGUUGAGAUCCAUAGAUUGAUGAAGCAGCGAUCAAUGUCGCCCAAAACCCUGGAUCCAAGGCGUGCUAUAGAGAACUGUAUAUUUCACUUGCACAGUUGGAGGCCAUUUCAGGUUCAAUCCAAAACCCUAGACUCCUCCGAUUCCGCUAAACCUUAUGCUCCCCAAGGCAAUGGCUUCUUCAGCAAACGCCCCUGUCGUGCCGAUCGAGCGACGGCGUUCCCGAUUGACGCCCUCGACAUGUCGAAGCUCAGUUUGUUCGACGAAGACCGCCCCUCCUUGUCCGCUCACAAACGGGAUAGCGGCAUCCGCUGGAUCGCUCGGAAGCGGCGCCGUCGCGGCUCCAGGUCGGUCUCCGGGAGAAGCAGUGACCGCAGCGGGACGCGUCUCAGGUGCUGCUCCGUCGGCGCAUCGGCGGCUUGUGGGACGUGCUCUGAUUUUCCGAUGGCGCCUGGGACGGAUUCGAGCGGGGAGCUUUUCGUGAAUGGGGAUGUGAAUUGGGCGUCGGAUGUGAGUGAGGCGACGAGGAAUUCCAGGAGGGAGAGGGAUGCCGAGAGGGAGAGUUCGAUUGCUGCAUCCCAAAUUGGGAAUAAUGCUGAAACCCAAGGUGGUAAUGAGUCCGGGUAUGGAAGUGAACCAGGGUAUCGAGGCGACGGCGAGAUAGGAUAUGGCGAUGAGUUCGAUGAAGAAGAAGAUGAUCAACGCCUCUUAUUCUGGGGCCAUGAAUUUGGAGCCUCUAAAGCGGAGAAGAUGGGCAAGAACGCAUUGCAGAAAGCUCAUCAUAGAUGCCGGCGUAGGAAGCAUGACAUCAAAAUGGUAGAUCUCAUGACAUAGCAAAGUUUCAUUGGCAAAUAUGUAAAGCUCAGCUGCUGAUGUCACAACAACAACACUCCAUUUGUUCUUGGCUGCCCCCAGCAUUUUAGUACAAUCUGGAAAGUUAAGGAUGUCUGUAAUCUGGAUAUGCAUAUGCUUCAGUGUGAGUGUGAUGAGAUAUAUAUAUAUAUGUUGUAUUUAUAAUGAGUCCCUAUUUAUUUAUUUAUAUGGUAUACUGUUGUAAUCCUUUGAAAUGUCCAGAAAAAUGAGAAUGUUUUGUUUAUGUGAAAAAAAAAAUACAAAAAUUUCAAAUGCCAAAAAA